AACCACCCAGCCCCUAGAACAAGAACUACUUCGGGGCUACGUGAAGGCGGGACAAUCGAGUGGUUUAAAAGUCUCAUUGAACUAAACCGAACAAAGGGAAGAGAAAAAUCUGUCACCCCUACAGUCAAACGAGCGGAGCAGCAGGCCGAGGCCCCUCGCAGUCAGGCGCACGGGCAGGGGGCUGUCUGCAGCGCCUUUCGCAGCAGCGGAAGCUUCCCGGGAACAGCGUGUGACCCCGCAGCCGCCUGCGCUUGCUCAGGGCUGCAGCCUGCGAGCUACAGGGUCACGCGCCGGGCCCGCCAAGGAACGCGCCGAGCAGGUGCAGGGCAGGGGACUCCGGGCUGCGCCCCCGCCUCGCUCCUGGCGGCAGGCGCGGGGCGGGGAGCGGCUGCCGCUGCCGCGCAUGUGCGUCGCUCCCUCCAGUCCCGUGCCGCCCCCGCCAUGGCUCGGAGCUGGCGCGGCCUCCUGGCGCGCGGGGAGUGGGGCCAGUGGAGGCCUGGGCUGUCCCGCCCCGCUCGGGCCCCGCUGCGCGCGGGCAGCUCGAGCCGCGGCCCCGGAGCCGCCGGGGAAGGAGCCCCCCUGCUGUACUCGCGGGAGCAUUACGCCUUGAGGGCGUCUCUGCGGAAGGGGCCAGGUCUGGUUGAAGCUGGGGCCCAGGAAGCCUGGUGGGAUCAGGGCCUAACUGACUGCACCUUUUUGUGUGAGUCAACAAAAGACUUUGUGGACUGUAAGGCCCAGAUCAUUGACAAGGAGAUUAACCCAUUUGUGGACAAAUGGGAAGAAGAAGGACAAUUUCCAGCACACAAAGUAUUUAAAACUCUAGGACAAGCUGGAUUCCUUGGAGUUAACAAACCAACAGAAUAUGGUGGCAUGGGCUUGGACUUCUCCUAUAGCAUUGCAGUGGCAGAGGAACUGGGAAAUAUCCACUGUGGGGGAGUUCCUAUGGCUAUUGGAGUGCAAACUGACAUGGCUACACCAGCUCUAACAAGAUUUGGUUCUGAUGAGCUGAAACGACAGUUCCUUGUACCAACUAUAGCUGGAGAAGUAGUGGCUUGUUUAGGAGUCAGUGAACCUGGAGCAGGGUCAGAUGUUGCAAGUAUCAAAACAACAGCAGUAAGAAAAGGCGAUGAUUAUGUCAUAAAUGGUAGCAAGAUGUGGAUUACUUCGGGAUGUCAAGCUGACUGGAUGUGCCUGCUGGCAAAUUCCAGUGAAGGACCUCCCCACCAAAAUAAAUCUCUUAUAUGUCUACCAAUGAACCUACCAGGUGUUUCCAUUGCUAAAAAAAUAGACAAGAUGGGUAUGAGGUCAUCAGACACAGCACAGAUCUUUUUUGAAGAUGUCAGAGUUCCCAGCAAAUACCUCGUUGGGGAGGAAGGAAUGGGUUUUACAUACCAGAUGUUGCAAUUCCAAGAAGAGCGUUUAUGGGCAGUAGCCAACAUCCUGGCACCAAUGGAAAAUGUGAUACAAGAAACUAUUGACUAUACUCGCCAACGGAAAAUAUAUAACCAGCCAGUACUGCAUAACCAAAUAGUGCACUUUCGCUUGGCAGAAUUAGCAACUGAGGUGGAACUUGUUCGCUCUCUGCUCUACCAGGCUGUUGCUCUCUAUAUAAGAGGCAAUGAUGUGACCAAAUUUGCUUCCAUGGCUAAACUAAAGGCAGGUCGUCUAGCCCGUGAGCUGAGUGAUAAUUGCCUCCAGUUCUGGGGAGGAAUGGGAUUCACCAAUGAUGUGCUAGUGAGCAGACUUUACAGAGAUUCAAGACUACUGUCAAUAGGGGCUGGUGCAGAUGAAGUCAUGCUUUCCAUUAUAUGCAAAUAUAUGGAAACUCUUCCACAAAAGAAGUAACGCCCAGUAACAGUUACAUUUCUUCAUUGAAAAUUCAUGAGAGAGAUACAGUAUAUUGAUUACGUACUGAAAGAAUAAGCAAUAUAUUUAAGGUGAAAUUUAAGUGAAAUUUUCUAGCAUUUAUGCCAAUGAUCUACUAGUUAGUGCCUUUGUAUACAAAAUUACUUGUACCAUAACUUUUAAAGUAAAUAUCGAAAUUAAAAGAAAGUAAUCUGAAAA
This is a messenger RNA of Dermochelys coriacea (leatherback sea turtle), 2064 nucleotides long. Its product is annotated as probable acyl-CoA dehydrogenase 6. The transcript is spliced from 10 exons. Gene Ontology annotation, molecular function: flavin adenine dinucleotide binding; acyl-CoA dehydrogenase activity. Lineage: Eukaryota; Metazoa; Chordata; Testudines; Dermochelyidae. Bases 442 to 1845 code for a protein of 467 amino acids. The record is from RefSeq and is a predicted model, not a curated record. Gene Ontology annotation, biological process: fatty acid beta-oxidation using acyl-CoA dehydrogenase.